This is a messenger RNA of Rhizopus microsporus ATCC 52813, 451 nucleotides long. RefSeq lists its product as uncharacterized. Gene Ontology annotation, biological process: intracellular protein transport; vacuole organization; endosome organization. The record is from RefSeq and is a predicted model, not a curated record. Gene Ontology annotation, cellular component: HOPS complex; endosome. The transcript is spliced from 2 exons. Gene Ontology annotation, molecular function: protein-macromolecule adaptor activity. NCBI's taxonomy places the organism in Eukaryota, Fungi, Mucoromycota, Mucoromycetes, Mucorales, Rhizopodaceae. The annotation marks the transcript as partial.
AUGUCUUCGAAAGAACAAGAAUAUAAUUCAAUUUGGAAUACGCUCUUAGAACUGUAUUUGAUGAAGUCCAACAAAGAGUCCCGUCAAAAGGCAUUGGCACUGUUAAAGGAUGAAUCAGUUGAUUAUGACACCAACCAAGCGCUUGUACUUUGUCAGUUGAAGCAGUUUGAUGAAGGGAUCGUUUAUUUGUAUGAGAAAACAGGCAUGUAUACGGAUAUCUUACAUCAUUGGAUGGAAAAAGAGUCGACAGAACGAGUUAUUGAAGGUGUACGGAAAUAUGGUCCUAAAGAUGCUUCCUUAUAUCCCAUGGUCUUGUCUUACUUUUCGUCUUCACCUGAAGUCUUGGUCAAGUCAAGGCAGGAAUUACUUUCCGUAAUGAAGCAUAUAGAUGAAAAGGACUUGUUGCCUCCCAUUCAAGUGGUUCAAGCACUUUCAAGGUCAAAUGUGGCAA